UCCCAAACUUCAUUUCAGUCUCAGACUAUAAUAUGGACAGGCUUCAGUGGAAACAUGCAUAUCCAGCCCCACUUCAUUUAUGGCACAGAAGAUGUCACAGUUGUUCCUGAAAUGACAGCUCGUUAGUUCUUUCCGUAAAUGAAAUCAACAUGGGAAAACUACAAUCGAAACCUGCGUGUAAACGGAGAGAAAAUCCAGAGGGAGAUGUUUUCAAGGAGGCUGAGUGUGUUGGUGAAGUGAACAGAAACAAACAGGAUCUGAGUGGUAGAGAUCCAAAAGAAGAUCAGAUGUCUGAUCAAUACUGUUCACUACAGGUAACACUACCACCAGAGAGAGUAAUGGAGACUCCUAAUUCUUCGCUUUCUUCUCCUGAAAAUGAAAGACAGCAUCCACUCAAAGAUUCAUUUAGAAGAAAUGGGAAGGAUGAUGACAAGGAGUGUAAUGUGGAUGAAAAUCAUCAAGGGUGUAUGAUCACAUUGUAUGAUUUGGACAGCAAUGGGAAAAUAACCAGAGAGAAUAUGUUGAGCCUGAUGCAGACGAUCUGUGAGGUGGUCGAGGCAUCAGUCAAACAGCUGGUGCUUAGCAAUGGCACAACCCUGCGUGUGAAGCUGAGUGUCACUCCAUUAACCAGCAGAAAAGGCAACAGAAAAGAACGGGAUGCUGGGAUGUCUCUAAAUGAGCGGGAGGACUCAGUACGGUGUGCGGAGAGCGCUCAUUCUCAAAUCAGACAACUGAACUCGGAUCAGUUGGGUGUUUCGGAGAGGAAGCAGUACUCCGUAGAUGAAAACACAGAACGUAGGAACCACUAUCUAGAUCUGGCUGGAAUUGAAAACUACACUUCUCGAUUUGAAGCUCCAGAAACCUGUGCUGAGGAGCAGCCUCAGGAGAGCUCUUCCCGUAACCAUCAUCAUCGCUCUCAACCCGAAACCUGCAACCCAGUGGAGUCAUCUGGAAAAUCCAUUCCUUUCCUCAGGUCACUCCGCAACCGCAGCAAGUCUGUCGGUUAUAGCGGAGCCACAACCAAACCCAGCAAGCUCCAUGGGCAUCACCCUAUGACCUGGUGCCAUCCAUCCCAACAGCAGCAACAGCAACCUCUGCUGCACAGCUCCAGCAAACGCAUGCGUGCCCGAGCCCGUGAGACUGCAUCACCUUCCAGAAGCAAUCAUGACAGAGAAUUACAGCCGGGGCCAGCUGUUCCUCCUGGGGGUUUUAUGCCCCUUCCUCAAAGACACGAACACCAUCAUCACCAUGAGCACCACCAUCACCACCAUCAUCACCAUUACCACUCUGCGUAAGAGUUCUGAAAAACUCCUGAAUGACUGAUCGAGUAGAAAACUCUCAUAAGCAGUGUUAUUUUCUCUGUAAAAACUAACAUGCAGGUGGUUCAUCUGCCAAACACACACAGCUUGAUCAUUUCUGCAAUAAAAGGGGCCGAACCACUCUUUUCGAUGAUAUGAGAACUGUACCUGCACAAAAAUAUAAUCUCAGUCAGUAGAAUGAGCCUGCAUUCAUUAUGUUGGUGUGCAGCUCCUCCAUGUGGUUAUAAACAGAAUAGUUCAAACUGGUUUCAUCCCUAGAUUAUAGUGCAUUUGGCGGACUUUUCUUUUUGGUUUGGAAAAUGUAUCAUGUUAGUAUAUGCUUAAUUCUAAAAAAUAUUGAUUGUAAUAUUUGCGUUUGUGAGCUGCAACAAACUUUUUUUGCUCAGGAAUGUGCUUGCUAGACUGUAGACACAUGACCAGUCCUAUUGUAUGUUAUUAUGUAUAUCAAUAUUACCAUUAAUGUAGUUUUAAGUCAGCUUGCUUAUAUUCAUAGGAUGCAAUCAGUGUUUUUUUUAAACCAAAGGUAAUCUUUAUAAUCAUAUUGCAUGUUUAUGUUCUGAG
Molecule: messenger RNA, 1880 nt
Organism: Sinocyclocheilus grahami
Lineage: Eukaryota; Metazoa; Chordata; Actinopteri; Cypriniformes; Cyprinidae
Product: protein naked cuticle homolog 2
Exons: 10
Coding region: 150-1295 (381 amino acids)
Biological process (GO): negative regulation of Wnt signaling pathway
Cellular component (GO): cytoplasm
Molecular function (GO): calcium ion binding
Source: RefSeq, a predicted model, not a curated record